UCUUUGAAAAGUCGGUCUUGUCUCUGCUGGUUGGGUUCUCAGGCUUUUUCACGUCAUUUUGUCUUUUUACGGUGGUUAUUUGGACUCGAGACUUGGUGGGAUUGUUAGUGAUGGGGUAUCUGGGAAUGGCCUGUCACAACAUAAACUCGCAUUGAAAUACCAACGAAAUGUCUUCCGACGAGGAGAACGACGAAAUCCAGGAUCUCGAGAAGAUUCGUGACAAGUUCAUGAGUCUGCCUCAAAGUGAGAGGAUGCAGGUUAGUGCCUGGGAGGAUGACAACGAUGGAAUCGACUCACAACGGAAUCCUAAAGAUGCCGACGCCAGGGGAAUCCUAGUGGCUGCAGAGAAGGGCCACGCCGAGAGACUAGCCAUUCUCCUGGACAAAAAUCCAGCCCUGAUAAGCGUCACAGACAAGGAUGGGUACACACCCCUUCACCGGGCUUGUUACGGAAAUCACGUGAAUAUAAUUGAAUAUCUGCUGCUGAGAGGUGCCAAAAUCGACGCGAAAACAAUCGAUGGCUGGGAGCCCCUGCACUCCGCCUGCUGCUGGAACAACGUAAAUAGUAUUUCCAUGCUCGUCUCCAACGGUGCCAACGUAAACGCAGUGACAAACGGAGGCCAAUCCCCCCUUCACUUAGUUUCAGCAAGUUCCCACAACUCCCCAGCCCUUCAAUUUCUCCUCCUCCACCCGGACACCAACAAGACAUUAGUGAAUUCCAGUGGCGACACUCCACAAAUGAUCGCCACGAGAACAGGAAAGUACUAUCCAAUAUUCGAGAUGAUAGAGCCAUGCUUGAACGAAAUAUAAAGUGCCUCCCCCACUCGCCUACUUCAUCCAUAAAAAAUGUGAUAAAAGAGAGUGAAUGGUUAUUUUUUCGAUUAAAAAACUAUUUAUUCAUUUAUUGGAAUUUCAUAUUAAAAAAUAUUUCAUCACCAGUAAUGAGGAAACAUUGUUUCAAUAGUUACAAUUGCUACAUAUGGACAUAUCGUACAGUAUAAAAAAUAUAAUAAUCAGAGUAUUAAAUCUAUCACUAGAAGCAUCACGAGUAUUGCUAAAUAGGAAAUUAUAAAAUAAUACUAUUGUACAUGAAAUCUUUGUUCACAGUUUAAAGAUAUCUCAUUCCACAAUAUUUUUUUUCACUUCACUUAUUCGGUAUUAAUCAUUUAAAAUAAUCAACGAUUCGUUGGAAAUUACACUUUGGCUCGAUAUAAUUCAGAUACAAAUAUUAACAAUUAAUCAGUACGUGAUUGACUCACUUGUAAAAAUAUAUGGCUCUGGGGCUGAUAAUGCGAUUGAUCGUGUGGCUUGUAAAAUUGUUAAUAAUGUCGAUUGUAAUGAUAAAAUAACGUAUGAUUAUACAUUGAGAAAUAUCACGAAA
This is a messenger RNA of Diachasma alloeum, 1380 nucleotides long. RefSeq names its product ankyrin repeat domain-containing protein 49. The transcript has 4 exons. NCBI's taxonomy places the organism in Eukaryota, Metazoa, Arthropoda, Insecta, Hymenoptera, Braconidae. The record is from RefSeq and is a predicted model, not a curated record. Gene Ontology annotation, molecular function: protein binding. The coding region runs from base 168 to 809 and encodes 213 amino acids.